Molecule: messenger RNA, 2400 nt
Organism: Talaromyces rugulosus
Lineage: Eukaryota; Fungi; Ascomycota; Eurotiomycetes; Eurotiales; Trichocomaceae
Exons: 4
Coding region: 1-2400 (799 amino acids)
Biological process (GO): regulation of DNA-templated transcription; DNA-templated transcription
Molecular function (GO): DNA-binding transcription factor activity, RNA polymerase II-specific; zinc ion binding; DNA binding
Source: RefSeq, a predicted model, not a curated record
AUGAAUACAUAUCCUCGUCAGUCGUCGAGCCAGACCCUGCCGGUGUACGAGCCCACCUCGUCAAUGGCUUCGUCUCUGGCGCCGCAGGGGCCUUUCCCCCCUCCGUCUGCUCUGGCUGCUGCGCCGCCAAGUAGGCCGGGCAGCGGACUGCAGAUGGCCCAUCUGCUCCAUCCCCCGCCCUCCCAGAUCAUGUCCAUGCCGACUUCAUCUCCAUAUGCCCAUUCCUACGACUCGGCCUCGGGCUCUCCCGCUGACCGCGCCUCGAUCCUGACCGACGCAACGGGAUCGCUGCCUGAUGCUCCGUCGCUGCUUCCUGUUGUUGGCGGCCCCGGUCAGCCGCAGCAAAAGAGAGCCUAUCGCCAGCGGCGAAAAGACCCUAGCUGUGAUGCCUGCCGUGAGCGCAAAGUCAAGUGCGAUGCCUCCGAGUCAUCCAGCUGUACCGAGUGCUCGAAUCGCAAGGUUCGAUGCCAGUUUACCAAGGAAACGAAUAGGCGCAUGUCUUCCAUCAAGCAAGUGCAGGAUCUGGAAAAGCAAUUAACUUCAACCAAGCAACAGCUACAUCAGCUUCGCUCCGGGGUCAUGAGACCGGAUACUGCGAUGGACAUUGAUUUCGAUAUCAGCGGGCAGCCGGUCUUGAAACUGCCCGAUGUUGGUUAUCGACCUCCCCGACGGAAUCGUCCGCCAGUGCCUCAGGACCUCUCUGGAGCACGCUCUAGUAUCCGCAAAUAUGGCCGCGGAAUAAUCAAAGUGCCGCCACCAUACCGACAAGCUGCUUCAUCCAACGUCAUUGCAGAAAACGCGCCGGUGCUUCCCCCGAAGCCCGUUGCUGAUCGAUUGCUCGGCCAGUUUCACGCCUGUAUUCAUUCUGUGUUGCCCAUCAUUCACUGGCCGAGCUUUACGGUCGACUAUGAACAAGUCUACCAGGCUGGGACCUUACGAGGGGCACGGCGGGAGUGGACAGCGGUCUUGUUCGGCGUUUUCGCUUGCGGUUCUAUGCACACGCUCGAACCGAACAAGGAGAAGGAAACCCGAGAAUUUCUCCUGACCUCUCAAACUGUAGCCGAUACCUGGUUAGACGACUUUACCCUUGAUCAAGCCCGAGUGGCUCUCCUCACCAGCAUUGCUUUUUAUGAAAUGAAUUCAAGAUCCGCUAGUUGGGUGUGGCUCGGUACAGCAGUCAGAAUCGCCCAGGACAUUGGCCUGCAUAUGGAAUCUGGCCCUUGGCCCGCGGUCGAAGCUGAAAUGAGGAAACGGCUUUGGUGGGGAAUCUACGCAUGGGAUAGGUUAUUGUCUCUGGAAUUAGGCAAACCCAUCUCAAUCCAUGAUCAGGAUUGUGAUGUUGAUCUCCCGUGUCCCGUUGACGAGCAGUUCAUAUCAGAAGCCGCCCGUGUGCCGGAGGGAUCACAAACGAACCCUCUGCUCGCCAUUAUCCAUGUCGUGCGCUCCAUUGGCCAACUAACCAAGACAUUGAAAUCGCCAGUGAUUAGUGCGGCCACUCUCGAAAUAUUUGAUCGCCACUUCAACGCUUGUCUCGCUACGUUCCCCAUCAAUUACCACCCUAAAUCAGACCAUUAUCUCGACCCUAGCUCUCUCGCACCAAUCAUUUACCUACAGAACGCGCGUCUAAUAUUGCAUCGUCAUAACAUUUCACCACAUUGCCCUGCGGAAAUCCGGUAUCCUGCAUUUGAUCAUUGCCUUGCGAUUGCCAUUGAUACGACUCGAGUUCUUCAGCGCUGCAUGCAUCCGUCGUCUGCAUCUUCAACCUAUACGAGCACCCGGGGGGAUUGGCAGACGCUGUUUGCGUCUUCAGCAACGACGCUCCUAUGUACUCACAUCUGGCGUUGCUUGCUUGUUCUCAUCUUUCGAGAGGAUUUUGCGACUGCAUCGGUUUGCAUACAAGCAUGCAAAGCCAUUGGAAAUUCUCACGUCGUUAUGAACUCUCACGGUCGUUAUGUUUCGUUUUUCCUAAAGUGUCUUCUGGAACGGUUGCAACACGGCAACAGUCAACCGCUGGACCAGGACGAAGAGAUUAUUGCGUAUGUGUCGGGAGAUAUGCAAGGCACGACUGAUGGCAGCUGGAUUUGGCAAGGUAGCGAGACAGGGAGUAAACUGGAAGCGAUACCAUCGCAAACAUCCCCGAAUCUAACGGCCCAAAAUGGCGGGCAUGGAUCCGACCGGGAUGUUGACUGGGAAGGAUGGGAUUGGGUGGAGCGUACGGUUGACUAUCUUGCAAACGAGCUGCAUCGACGCAAUCAAGAACGAAGAGAAGUCCCGGCGGUUGUUCCACGGCCUAUCGAGCCACAACACAAGCUGAGUCCGGACUCGAUGACAAGCACCGGUAGUGCGAUUCCACGUUCGAGCCCAUCCAGUUCACGCAUGACUAUUGCAAAUAUCAUAUAA